AAGCCAGGAAGGAAGAAGGGAGGGCUGCAGGGCUGUGUGUGCGGGAAAUAGAGAGGAAAGAGAAGAAAUCCGGGAGCUCGCGGGCGCUCCGGCUGCAAUCGCGCCCCCCUUAUCUGUCCCCGCCGUUCCCCUUCGGAACGUGCCCCAGGCACACUUCCCCGUCUUUCUAGUCUCCUCUGGUUCUCCCGACACCCGGUCUCCCUCUUAAACGCCUCAUCCCCCUUCCCUUGCUCCCUCCCUCUCCCUCCCUCCCAUCGUCAGGCUCCCCGCCCUUAGUAUCGCGAGACGAGGUGAGAGCUGGCGGAACGGCGGCGGCGGCGGCGGCAGUAGAGGUGACCGAGGCGGUGGCGGCGGAGGCGGCACCGAUUGCUGUGUCGGCCCCAGUGCGGCCGAAGUCGCGGUAGAGCGUAGCCCCCACGCCCCUCCCCCGUCCGCGCCCUCCCUCUUUCCCUGGGGAUGGAGAAGGCGACGGUUCCGGUGGCGGCGGCGACGGCUGCAGAAGGAGAAGGGAGCCCCCCGGCGGUGGCGGCUGUGGCGGGCCCCCCCGCGGCGGCGGAGGUCGGCGGCGGCGUUGGCGGCAGCAGCGGAGCUCGCUCGGCCUCGUCUCCUCGUGGGAUGGUGCGAGUCUGCGACCUGCUCCUGAAGAAGAAGCCGCCGCAGCAGCAGCACCACAAGGCCAAGCGUAACCGGACUUGCCGACCCCCUAGCAGCAGCGAAAGCAGCAGCGACAGCGACAACAGCGGCGGCGGUGGAGGCGGCGGUGGAGGCGGAGGUGGCGGCGGCGGCACCAGCAGUAACAACAGCGAGGAAGAAGAGGACGACGACGACGAGGAAGAGGAGGUUUCUGAGGUGGAGUCUUUCAUUUUGGAUCAGGAUGAUUUGGAAAAUCCAAUGCUGGAAACAGCUUCCAAGUUGCUCUUAUCAGGUACUGCUGAUGGUGCAGACCUCAGGACAGUAGAUCCAGAAACACAGGCUAGACUGGAAGCUUUACUAGAAGCUGCAGGAAUAGGCAAAUUGUCCACGGCUGAUGGUAAAGCCUUUGCAGAUCCUGAAGUACUCCGGAGGUUGACAUCGUCUGUUAGUUGUGCGUUGGAUGAAGCUGCUGCUGCACUUACCCGUAUGAGAGCUGAAAGCACAGCAAAUGCAGGGCAGUCGGACAACCGCAGUUUGGCAGAAGCCUGUUCAGAAGGAGAUGUAAAUGCUGUGCGAAAGUUACUUAGAGGGCGAAGUGUAAAUGAACACACAGAGGAAGGGGAGAGCCUCCUUUGCUUAGCUUGUUCUGCUGGAUACUAUGAGCUUGCACAGGUUUUGUUGGCAAUGCAUGCAAAUGUGGAAGAUAGGGGAAUCAAAGGUGACAUUACACCUUUAAUGGCUGCUGCUAAUGGAGGACAUGUCAAAAUUGUGAAGUUGCUGCUAGCUCAUAAAGCAGAUGUUAAUGCACAGUCUUCAACAGGCAAUACAGCACUUACAUAUGCUUGCGCUGGAGGCUAUGUAGAUGUUGUAAAGGUGCUCUUGGAAUCCGGUGCUAGUAUUGAGGACCAUAAUGAAAAUGGUCAUACCCCUCUUAUGGAAGCUGGAAGUGCUGGACAUGUGGAGGUAGCCAGAUUGCUGCUAGAAAAUGGGGCUGGCAUUAAUACGCAUUCCAAUGAAUUUAAAGAGAGUGCCCUUACCUUAGCUUGUUACAAAGGACACUUAGAGAUGGUGCGAUUUCUUUUGGAAGCAGGCGCGGAUCAAGAGCAUAAAACAGAUGAAAUGCACACUGCUCUAAUGGAGGCUUGCAUGGAUGGCCAUGUUGAAGUAGCUAGGUUACUUCUUGACAGCGGUGCCCAAGUGAACAUGCCUGCUGAUUCAUUUGAGUCACCAUUAACUUUGGCUGCAUGUGGUGGGCAUGUGGAACUUGCAGCUUUACUUAUUGAAAGAGGAGCUAGCCUGGAAGAGGUCAAUGAUGAAGGUUAUACACCACUGAUGGAAGCAGCUCGAGAAGGACAUGAAGAAAUGGUGGCAUUACUUCUAGGUCAAGGAGCAAAUAUCAAUGCACAGACAGAAGAAACUCAAGAAACUGCCUUGACUCUGGCUUGCUGUGGAGGCUUUCUGGAAGUGGCAGACUUUCUAAUUAAGGCAGGAGCCGAUAUAGAACUAGGGUGUUCUACCCCUUUAAUGGAAGCUGCUCAAGAGGGUCAUUUGGAGUUAGUUAAAUACUUAUUAGCUGCAGGAGCUAACGUUCAUGCAACAACAGCAACAGGGGAUACAGCACUAACAUAUGCCUGUGAAAAUGGUCAUACUGAUGUAGCAGAUGUCUUACUUCAGGCAGGCGCAGAUCUGGAACAUGAAUCUGAGGGUGGAAGAACUCCUUUAAUGAAAGCUGCAAGAGCUGGUCAUGUUUGUACUGUUCAGUUCUUAAUCAGUAAAGGUAGGUUUGUAUAAAACAAACCACAGCUAAUAAUGACCAUACUGCUGUCCCUGGCUUGUGCAGGGGGUCAUCUGGCAGUGGUGGAACUACUUUUGGCUCACGGGGCAGAUCCUACUCACCGUUUGAAAGAUGGCUCAACUAUGUUGAUAGAAGCUGCAAAAGGUGGCCAUACAAGUGUUGUUUGCUAUCUCUUGGAUUAUCCUAAUAACUUGCUUUCAGCCCCUCCACCAGAUGUCACUCAGUUAACUCCCCCAUCCCACGAUUUAAAUAGGGCUCCUCGUGUACCGGUUCAAGCACUGCCCAUGGUUGUUCCACCUCAGGAGCCUGACAAACCACCUGCCAAUGUUGCCACCACACUUCCCAUCAGGAAUAAAGCUGCUUCUAAACAAAAGUCCAGCAGCCAUUUGCCAGCAAACAGCCAGGAUGUACAGGGUUACAUCACCAAUCAGUCUCCAGAGAGCAUUGUAGAAGAGGCUCAGGGAAAGUUAACAGAACUGGAACAGAGGAUAAAAGAAGCCAUAGAAAAGAAUGCACAGCUGCAGUCCUUGGAACUGGCUCAUGCUGACCAACUUACCAAGGAGAAGAUCGAGGAGCUGAACAAAACAAGGGAGGAACAAAUUCAGAAGAAACAAAAGAUUUUGGAGGAACUACAGAAAGUAGAACGAGAGUUACAACUGAAAACUCAGCAACAGCUAAAAAAGUAUCUAGAGGUUAAAGCUCAAAGAAUUCAACUUCAGCAACAGCAGCAACAGUCUUGCCAACACCUGGGAUUACUAACUCCUGUUGGAGUUGGAGAACAGCUUUCUGAGGGAGACUAUGCACGGUUACAGCAAGUGGAUCCUGUUUUGCUUAAAGAUGAACCCCAGCAAACUGCUGCUCAGAUGGGUUUUGCACCAAUCCAGCCUCUGGCGAUGCCUCAAGCUUUGCCUCUGGCGGCAGGUCCCUUGCCUCCAGGGUCCAUCGCAAAUCUUACAGAACUGCAAGGAGUGAUAGUUGGACAGCCAGUACUGGGCCAAGCACAGUUGGCAGGGCUGGGGCAAGGAAUUCUGACAGAAACACAACAAGGGUUAAUGGUAGCCAGCCCUGCUCAGACCCUCAAUGACACGCUGGAUGACAUCAUGGCAGCAGUCAGUGGAAGAGCAUCUGCAAUGUCAAACACUCCUACCCACAGUAUCGCUGCAUCCAUUUCCCAACCUCAGACUCCAACUCCAAGUCCUAUCAUCUCUCCUUCAACCAUGCUUCCUAUCUACCCUGCCAUUGAUAUUGAUGCACAGACUGAGAGUAAUCAUGACACGGCGCUAACACUUGCCUGUGCUGGUGGCCACGAGGAACUGGUACAGACACUGCUAGAGAGAGGAGCUAGUAUAGAGCACCGAGACAAGAAAGGUUUUACUCCACUCAUUUUGGCUGCCAGCUGGUCAUGUUGGUGUUGUGGAAAUAUUGCUGGACAAUGGUAGACAUUGAAGCUCAGUCAGAAAGAACCAAGGACACACCACUCUCCUUGGCCUGUUCUGGGGGAAGACAGGAGGUAA
Rhinopithecus roxellana (golden snub-nosed monkey) is the source of this 3942-nucleotide messenger RNA. Its product is annotated as ankyrin repeat domain-containing protein 17-like. Gene Ontology annotation, cellular component: cytoplasm. Gene Ontology annotation, molecular function: protein binding. The record is from RefSeq and is a predicted model, not a curated record. Gene Ontology annotation, biological process: innate immune response. Lineage: Eukaryota; Metazoa; Chordata; Mammalia; Primates; Cercopithecidae.